Messenger RNA from Gadus chalcogrammus (walleye pollock), 805 nucleotides. RefSeq lists its product as uncharacterized. The record is from RefSeq and is a predicted model, not a curated record. Lineage: Eukaryota; Metazoa; Chordata; Actinopteri; Gadiformes; Gadidae. The annotation marks the transcript as partial. The transcript has a single exon.
AUAUCGGAAUGUCUGGUGGACGUCAGCACCUGGACAACUGCCCAUCACCUGAGGCUUAACCUCAACAAAACCGAGCUCCUCCUAAUCCCAGGGAAAGACUGCCAACACAUGGACUUACUGGUCACCGUCGAGAACAUCACUGUAUCUCCCUCUCCAACUGCCAGAAACCUCGGUGUGGUUGUGGACAAUCAAUUAUCCUGCACUGCAAACAUCACUGCGGUCGCCCGAUCCUGCAGAUUUGCACUUUACAACAUCCGCAGAAUCCAGCCCUUCCUCACAAGGGAAGCAGCUCAGCUUCUAUUCCAAUCACUGGUCAUCUCCCGCCUCGACUACUGCAACUCACUCCUGGCUGGACUUCCUGCCUCUGCGAUUAAACCUUUGCAGCGCAUCCAGAAUGCGGCAGCGCGCCUCGUGUUCAACCUACCGAAGUUCUCCCAUGUGACCCCCCUCUUCCGGGACCUCCACUGGCUCCCUGUAGUAGCUUGCAUCAAAUUUAAGACGAUGGUACUGGCAUACAAGGCAGUCGAUGGAACUGCCCCUGCCUACCUCCAAGCAUUGCUAAAGCCACACACCCUAGCUCGAUCCCUCCGCUCAACUACCUCAGCUCGACGUCUGGAACCGCCAUCGCUAAGAGCUAGCAAAGGCCGUUCAGCAAAGUCACAACUUUUCUUGGUUUUGGGACCUCAGUGGUGGAACGAGCUCCCUGCCGCUCUCAGGACCGCAGAGUUGCUCACUAUCUUCCGAAAAAGACUCAAGACUCACCUGUUCAGAGUCCACCUCGACUCUGCAUAGCCACCCUCCCACU